AUGUCCUUCACAAAUGCGCCGGUGACGCGCACUCUCGUUCUUGGCUUGGUGACAAGCUCCAUCGCGGCCAGCCUGCUCGACGUCAAGCACUACUUCUACAUUGUCGUCGAUACCCAUCUCUGGCGGUAUCAUCAAAUCUGGCGCCUUCUGGCGUAUCAAUUAUGUUGUACCAACUCGAGCGAGGUGCUUUUCGCCUCAAUGACACUCUACCAUCUGAGGGUCAUUGAACAGAUAUGGGGCUCGAGAAAAUACGCGUCAUUCGUGGCUGUUUCCGCGCUAUUCACAGCAGUCGUGCCUCCCGUUCUCUUGUCCCUCGUUCUGCGCCCGCUGACGGCUGGCCUGUUUAACUACAUGCCGGCCGGACCAACCCCGAUUAUCUUUGCGAUACUGGCGCAGUAUCACGCCGUGAUCCCACACAUUUACCGUUACCGCGUCGCGGCGUCGUCGGCACCACCUACGACCGACGAGUUUGUCGGACUGACGUUCUCAGACAAGUCAUACCGCUAUGCUCUCGCGUUGCAACUGGCCCUCUUUCAAUGGCCGGGCUCGCUGCUUGGGGCCGCUAUUGGCUGGGUUGUGGGGUACUCGUGGAGGAACGACUUGCUGCCAGGAGCAUUGACAAAAUGGCGCCUUCCGGGAUGGAUGGUCGGCGUCAGAACACAAAGAAGACGGGGCGAGUUCGAAGGGCUUCGUCGGCGGCUGGAAGGGGAGGGCUCAUCCGCCACCACAUCUGGUGCGCAGGGCCAAGCUGACGGGGACGCUGGACGGAGGAGACCGACCGAACAGGGCAGGCGAGAGGACUGA
This is a messenger RNA of Colletotrichum higginsianum IMI 349063, 804 nucleotides long. RefSeq names its product UBA domain-containing protein Ucp14. The transcript is spliced from 2 exons. Gene Ontology annotation, cellular component: membrane. Gene Ontology annotation, molecular function: serine-type endopeptidase activity. The coding region runs from base 1 to 804 and encodes 267 amino acids. Lineage: Eukaryota; Fungi; Ascomycota; Sordariomycetes; Glomerellales; Glomerellaceae. The record is from RefSeq and is a predicted model, not a curated record. Gene Ontology annotation, biological process: retrograde vesicle-mediated transport, Golgi to endoplasmic reticulum.